This is a messenger RNA of Perca fluviatilis (European perch), 890 nucleotides long. RefSeq names its product mitochondrial ribosomal protein L34 (gene mrpl34). Gene Ontology annotation, cellular component: mitochondrial large ribosomal subunit; ribosome. Gene Ontology annotation, molecular function: structural constituent of ribosome. The record is from RefSeq and is a predicted model, not a curated record. NCBI's taxonomy places the organism in Eukaryota, Metazoa, Chordata, Actinopteri, Perciformes, Percidae. Bases 98 to 472 code for a protein of 124 amino acids. Gene Ontology annotation, biological process: translation. The transcript has 2 exons.
UAAGCCAAUCAUUUUGCUUCAUGUUCGCAUGGAGGCUGGCGGAGCCUGUGACAUUCAAUGUCCUCAUGUCUGUAACUAACUGUACAAAUAUCUAAAGAUGAACAUUAUACGGUCAUCCUUGUCCCGACUGCGCGGAAUAACUAAUUUCACCAGCAUUCCUGCAGGGAACCUUGCAGUAACUGGCAACUCUCACCUUAGAUUAUUCAGCAACUGGAUUGUGCCCAGAGCAACCGCAGGACCUCCGAUUUCCAGAUGUGGGCCACUUUCUUCACAAGCUGAGGGUUCAGGAGUGUUCCGACAGCUUCCGUGGCAAUACCAGCAGGUGCGGACACGGAAGAGAGGCACAGAGUAUCAGCCCAAGAACAUCAAACGCAAGAGGACCCAUGGCUGGAUCAAGAGGAUCAGCUCUCAGGGCGGCAUUGAGGUGCUUCUACGGCGCAUGUUGAAGGGACGGAAAUCACUCUCACACUGACGGACCCUGUUGGAAAACCUGCAAGACAUUGGUUCGGAAAUGGAAAUGCUGCCGUUGCUCAGGGUGCUCAGCAAAGACCUUGCGUGUUGGGUUAACUGGUGAUACUGGGCGUCGGUUGGGCUUGGCUUCCCCCACCCCCCCGCAAUAAUAAUGGGCGGGAGGAUGAAAACUGGCCAUUUGCUUUGGGUAAAAAGAAACCUGAUAGUUUCACCCAGUUAUUUUUGAUCCGUAAUGUUUUCUUCAUUAUCAGUCAAUGUUAUCAGAUGUAUGGAUUUUUUUUCUUGUUGCCUAUAUGAAGUCAUUUGAUUCAAAGACAAAAUGUGUCUCUAAAGAUCAGUGUCAUGUCAUCUUAGCUGAUCUCAAAUGAAAACACCAAUUCUGGUUGACUUGAAAAUAAAAAAAACACCCCUGCACAAUA